Impatiens glandulifera is the source of this 2036-nucleotide messenger RNA. Its product is annotated as 2-hydroxyacyl-CoA lyase-like. Gene Ontology annotation, molecular function: thiamine pyrophosphate binding; catalytic activity; magnesium ion binding. The record is from RefSeq and is a predicted model, not a curated record. The coding region runs from base 185 to 1918 and encodes 577 amino acids. Gene Ontology annotation, cellular component: peroxisome. Gene Ontology annotation, biological process: fatty acid alpha-oxidation. The transcript is spliced from 2 exons. NCBI's taxonomy places the organism in Eukaryota, Viridiplantae, Streptophyta, Magnoliopsida, Ericales, Balsaminaceae.
CGGAAGUUGUCAAUUUUGAUUUUGAUACUCUCAUUCUCUCCUCAAUGUCAAUUUGGUAUUAAACUACCAAUUCGAUCUGCAACCCUAAAAUUUGGGGAUUUUAUAUAGUCAUUUUCACUCUGAAGAUCGAUUGCUUACACCUGCUGCUAGUCAAGUCUAACCAUUUUUGAAGAUACUUAAGUCCAUGGCGGAUUCCAACCUCGACCCUUCAAUUUCUCACACUUCCCCACUCAUCGACGGUAACGUCUUGGUAGCUAAAGCCUUGGAACGCGCUGGCGUGGACCGUAUGUUCGGCGUCGUUGGUAUUCCGGUAACUUCUCUCGCCAAUCGUGCCGUCGCUCUCGGUAUUCGCUUCAUCGCCUUCCACAAUGAACAGUCUGCCGGCUACGCUGCAUCCGCUUAUGGAUAUCUCACUGGCAAACCAGGAGUCCUCCUCACCGUUUCCGGUCCCGGCUGCGUCCAUGGCCUCGCUGGCCUCUCAAAUGCCGCCAUCAACUGCUGGCCGAUGGUCAUGAUUUCCGGAUCCUGCGACCAGAAGGAUUUCGGCCGGGGAGAUUUUCAGGAGCUCGACCAGAUCGCAGCGGUCAAAUCCUUCUCGAAAUUCUCGGUGAAAGCGACUGAUAUUCGAGAAAUCCCUAAUUGCGUCUUCCAAGUCGUUGAUCAGGCGGUGUCCGGUCGACCCGGAGGAUGUUAUUUGGAUCUUCCGACCGACGUUCUUCAUCAAACAGUUACUGAAUCAGAGGCGGAGAAGUUGCUCUCUGAUGCAGAUAAUUCCAGAAAACAAGAAGAACCCCACAGACUCGAAAGUUCGGAGAUUGAGAAAGCUGUUUCUACCCUGCGGCAUGCUGAGAGGCCUCUGAUUGUAUUUGGUAAGGGCGCUUCUUAUUCUAGAGCUGAAAAUGAAUUGAAAAAACUGGUUGAAUCUACCGGAAUCCCUUUCCUUCCGACUCCAAUGGGGAAAGGUUUAUUACCUGAUAACCACGAGCUAGCUGCAACUGCAGCUAGGUCUCUUGCAAUUGGAAAAUGUGAUGUAGCUCUUAUAGUUGGGGCACGACUGAAUUGGCUACUUCACUUUGGUGAGUCACCAAAAUGGUCAAGUGAUGUCAAGUUCAUAUUAGUUGAUAUAAGCAAGGAUGAGAUAGAGCUUAGGAAGCCUUAUUUAGGAUUGGCUGGAGAUGCAGCAAAGGUUUUGAAGUUACUCAAUAAGGAAAUUAAGGACGAUCCAUUUUGUUUAGGAAAAACUCAUUCUUGGGUCGAUUCAAUCGCAAAGAAAGCCAAGGAAAACGUGUUGAAGAUGGAGGCACAGUUGGCAAAGGAUAUCGUGCCAUUCAAUUUCUUGACUCCAAUGAGGAUUAUAAGGGAUGCAAUUCUUGGAGUUGGUAGUCCUUCUCCUAUAUUGGUUUCUGAAGGAGCAAACACCAUGGAUGUGGGAAGAGGGGUUUUGAUUCAAACAGAACCAAGGACGCGGUUGGAUGCAGGUACAUGGGGAACAAUGGGGGUUGGUUUGGGUUAUUGCAUUGCUGCAGCUGUUGCUUCACCUGAUAGGCUUGUUGUUGCUGUUGAAGGAGAUUCUGGAUUUGGGUUUAGUGCUAUGGAAGUUGAGACAUUGGUUCGAUAUCAGCUCCCCGUGGUAGUGAUAGUCUUUAACAAUGGUGGUGUCUAUGGUGGGGACCGAAGGAACCCUGAAGAAAUUUCGGGUCCAUUCAAGGACGAUCCUGCCCCUACUUCUUUCGUUCAAGGAGCAGCCUAUCAUGUUCUAAGUGAAGCCUUUGGAGGGAAAGGGUACCUUGUGGGAACACCAGAUGAGCUCAAGUCUGCACUUGAUAAAUCCUUCUCGGAGAAGAAGCCUGCAGUUAUAAAUGUCACAAUUGACCCUUAUGCUGGUGCUGAAAGCGGAAGGAUGCAGCAUAAGAACUGAGGUUUGUUUGAUUCCACUCUUUUGCCAAAAGUAUUAGUAAUAAUGAUAUGCAUUAAGAGAGAAUCAAACUAGAGUAAUAAUGCUUCUUUUUACAUGUUAAGUAUUAGAGCUUGUUUGA